ACAAAAUGGCAGAGACCGCACCAAUUGCACCUCCCGCUGAAAGCGCCGCUCCUGCCAAGAAGCAGCCGAAAAAGAAGGCAGCUGUAUCAGGUGGAGCCAAGAAAAGCCGUCCUGCAAAGUCCGGUCCCAGCGUGUCCGAUCUGAUUUUUAAAGCGGUGUCCGCUUCUAAAGAGCGCAGUGGGGUCUCCCUGGCAGCUCUCAAGAAGGCUCUGGCUGCGGAAGGCUACGAUGUGGAGAAGAACAACAGCCGCCUCAAGCUGGCUCUCAAAGCCUUGGUGAGUAAGGAGCGUCUCGUCCAGCUGAAAGGCAGCGGGGCCUCCGGCUCGUUCAAGGUGAACAAGAAGCAGCUGCAGAGCCAGGAGAAAGCGGACAAGAAAAAGGCGCUGCCUGCAGCAAAGGCCAAAUCCAAUAAAGCAGCAAAGCCAAAGAGCAAAGCGGCCAAGUCCCCCAAGAAGCCCAAAAAGCUGAGGUUACUUAAGGCUACUCCUCCCCCUUCCACCUGCCGAUUAAUGUUUAGUGUUCUGACUUUUCAGCAAGAGAAGACACCUAUCUAA
Bombina bombina (fire-bellied toad) is the source of this 554-nucleotide messenger RNA. Its product is annotated as histone H1A-like. Gene Ontology annotation, molecular function: double-stranded DNA binding; structural constituent of chromatin; nucleosomal DNA binding. The record is from RefSeq and is a predicted model, not a curated record. Gene Ontology annotation, biological process: negative regulation of DNA recombination; nucleosome assembly; chromosome condensation. The coding region runs from base 6 to 554 and encodes 182 amino acids. The transcript has 2 exons. NCBI's taxonomy places the organism in Eukaryota, Metazoa, Chordata, Amphibia, Anura, Bombinatoridae. Gene Ontology annotation, cellular component: nucleosome; nucleus.